CUCGUCACGUCACGGUUCCGCAGCGACCCGAUAGAGAUGCUGAGGUGACAGGCAGAAGGAGAAAAGGGACGACCACACUCAGACAUAUUUCACCCUUCGCUCGUUUAUUUCUAACCACCGCCGCCACCUUUUUUUUCUUCCAUGGGCGGUUUGCUCGCUAUGGGAUUCCGCUCAUUGUCGUUCCCGCCGCCUCCAAACGUAGAGGAUUUUUUGUAACCACACCCGGCUCUUCUUUGGAUCAAGGAUUGGCAGCAAAAGACCCGAGGGUUCUCCAUCAAGACCCAAAUGCCCGUCCCAGUCUGAGGCCUGCUGGUCGAGGGGGAAGCAGUGAGGACAGCGUCCCUGGUCCGCAGACGGGAUGAGCGGGGGAGUGGAGCAAGUUGACAUCCUAAGCGUGCUGUCCCUGGUCAAGGAACGAUGGAAAGUGGUGAAGAAGAUUGGGGGUGGCGGGUUUGGGGAGAUCUACGAGGCGGUGGACCUGCUGACGCGGGUCAGCGUGGCGCUGAAGGUGGAGUCUGCCCAGCAGCCCAAACAGGUGCUCAAGAUGGAGGUCGCCGUGCUCAAAAAGCUCCAGGGUAAAGACCACGUAUGUCGCUUUGUGGGAUGUGGCCGCAACGACCGCUUUAACUACGUGGUGAUGGAGCUUCAGGGUCGUAACCUGGCUGACCUGAGGAGGAGUAUGACCCGGGGAACCUUCAGCAUCAGCACCACCCUGCGUCUGGGACGGCAGAUCCUGGAGGCCAUAGAGAGCAUCCACUCUGUCGGCUUCCUGCAUCGUGACAUCAAACCGUCCAAUUUCGCGAUGGGCCGCUUCCCAAGUACCUGUCGAACCUGCUACAUGCUGGACUUUGGUUUAGCUCGUCAGUUCACCAACUCUUGCCAGGAGGUCCGACCUCCCCGUCCAGUGGCAGGGUUCAGGGGAACAGUCCGCUAUGCAUCUGUCAAUGCACACAAGAAUAAGGAGAUGGGUCGUCACGAUGAUCUGUGGUCUCUUUUCUACAUGCUGGUGGAGUUUCUGGUCGGUCAAUUGCCGUGGAGGAAGAUCAAGGACAAAGAACAUGUGGGGAAGCUGAAGGAUACUUACGACCAUCGUCUGAUGCUCAAACACCUGCCGGCAGAGUUUGGUGUGUUCUUGGAACACAUCUCCAGCCUCGACUACUUCACUAAGCCUGACUACCAGCUGCUGAUGUCAGUGUUUGACAACAGCAUGAAGACCUACAAUGUUGUGGAGAAUGACCCUUAUGACUGGGAGCGGACCGGCACUGAUGGCACUUUGACAAUCAGUGCCAGUGCAACAACACCGCAACACCACACCCGCCUCACUCCGGCACACAUGGGUAUGGCGAAUGCCUCCCUGAUCCCUGGCGACCUGCUGAGGGAAAACACAGACGAGGUUCUGCAGGACGAGCAGCUCAGCGACGUGGAGAACAACCCCGCUCCGGAGCGCCUGCCGGGCUCUCCCCUCCACCCGCACCGCAACCAGGAGGCUGAUGUCUGGGAGGAGCUGGACCGCAAUCGUAACCGCAUCAGGACGGCAGUCUGGAAGGCGGAGGAGGAACACAGCAACAACCAGGGCAACCACGGCCACCAGAGCCCCUAUGCUGGGCCAAGCCUGGGUUCUCCAGUCAAACUGCACUCUGAGGUGGUGGCUUCAGACCGUGAUGCCCCCCUACUGAGGAAGCUACGCAACAUUCACAGUUUUGAGCUGGAGAGGAGGCUUGGCCUAGAGUCCAAGCCCAGUCCAGAGUGCUUUCUGGAGGCCAGCUCAGGGAAGCAGCAGCAGCUUAGCACCCAGCACCAGGAGAAGGAGGCUGACAGGGCUGCAAUCAUCCCAGUCACUCAGGGUCCAGCUGUACCUGGCGGGGAGCGUCCUGACAGGAUCUGGCACUAUGAUGAGGAGUUCUUGUCUGGUGGUGGUUCUCCCAAGCCAGCAUCCUGUGGAUCUCUGGAGCAGGGAGAGGGGGCAGCCAGCUGCAGGGGCUUUGUGGCCCUCAAUCUGAGCUCUGGGAGGCAGGACAUUGAUUCAAGGGAGUGGGUGAUGGUGGAUCCGCCCAGUGGCUCUCCAGGAGCCAAGGCUACCACCAGCCCCUCGGAGGAGGAUGAAGAGCCAGAGGUGCUCCAGCCAGGGGAUCAGUCUCCUGGAUGGGAAAAGGGCAAUCCAAGCCCUCACUCUGGCAAAGCUCAACAAGAAAGCAUGGCUUCCUCCAAGGGAAGUGCAAAAGUGGACAAGUUGGAGCUUAGCGUGGGCCCUGGAGGGGCUCUGCCCCCCGUCACUCCAACCAGCCCAGCGGAAGCUCUGGCUGAGGGAGUACUCACUCAGCUCCCCACCUCUCCUCCGUCCCUGCCUGAGGAGGUGGUAAUCCGGACAUCCAGCCCCAUCCCUCUGCGCUCUCCCAGCCCUCACACACUCCUGACCACCUUGUCGGACCCGUUGCACCUGCGCCAGCCGCCGGGCAUGAGGCGCAGCCUGUCGGCCGACCAGCAUCAGCAGGAGCGCCCCUCCUCAUCCUCCUCCUGCCACGCCUCCUUACCGCUGCCACCAAACCCUGCCCCCGGCACCCGCUCACCCAGUCGCAGGAAACUGCCGGCCAUCCCGGCUGGUGCUGCAAACGCCAAGUUUCCCUCUGUCAUACGCAUCACUCGUGCCCAGCUCCAGCAGUUGACAGCUCAGCGUCCCUCUGGGCUGUCCUCCCAGUUAGGAUCGGACAGUGCUCCACAGUGCCUCCUGCUGGAGAGGCGUGGUGAAGCUGAAGCUGAGUCUCAGCAGGUCCAGGAGCACACAGAGGACAUCAGCUCCCCCCAGGACAAUGUGCCCACCCAUCCAGGGACACCCACAGACCCCCUGGCUGAGAUGCUGGUCAAUGGAGACAUCCACAUCAAAGCUCAAAGCCCUGCGCCAAACCGCGUGUCUUCCCCACGCUCGCCCCGUUCUCCACACACGCCUCCUUGGCGCUCGCCUUCCUCCCCAUGCUCUCCUGGCUCUCCACGCUCUCCUGGCUCUCCACGCUCUCCACGCUCUCCUCGCAGCCCUGUGUUUGCCAAUGGCCACCUCUCCCCUCCUGUUUACAGCCAAAGGGAUUUAACUAAUGGAGCAUUCCCCAAGCUGAAAGACCCUGAAAAUGAUUCUGGCCCGACUCCCUGUGCCACACAGCCUCAGCUGAGGGGGGAAGGGAGCAGAGCAGUAGACCACGCCCCAGAUCAGACCAAUGGACCAGCCUCCUCGUCCCCGGCUGCCCCUCGUAAGGACCCUAGCCGGAGGCAAAGUCGCAUCCCAGUCCUGGAGCCCUCCAGCCUGCUGGAGCUCCCGCCUGCAGGGUCUGCUAAGGAGAAACUCCUGCAGAAGAAAGCUAACCACCAGGGCCCGGUCCCCUCUCCCACUGCCUCACCGUCCCUCUCUGAUAGGCGUGGCCCCAUGGUGGCCUCCCUUGCUAGGGACCCACUGUCCUCCACCUCUGACCGUUCUCAGGACGAGGACUCUCUUAUGGGCUCCCGUUCUGACCGCCAGGGAGAUGAUGCUCCUUCCCUCUCCUCCUCAUCCAGCCCUCUGUCCCGCAAGAGCAGGAUCCCCCGUCCUGUUCAUUCAGCUUCUUCCGCUGAGCAGCUGGCUGCCCAAUUCCUGCCGCGCCCGCCCCCUGGAAAGCCACCUUGCCGCCCCACAGCGGAGGGCAGGCUUAGGCGUUACCGCAUCCGAGCUGGCAGCAACAGUGACUCAGACCUCUUGACAUGCCUUGCUCAGCUAAUGCAUGGUUCCCGUGGCUCCCCCCUUCACCAUCGCUCCGCAGCCCAGCACGGGGGCUCCAGGAUGGGCAUCUGCAGCCUGACAAGCUCUCCCCACCACCACCGCAGCUCCAGCGCCUCCCCGCGUAGCUCUUCCUCCCUGCAGCGCUCCGUCAGCUCCUCGCCCUCCCGCCACGAGCACCGUGGCGGUGGGGGAGGGGGUUGCCUAGGCCGCAGCCGCUCGCCUCCGAGCUUCUCUGGCUCGUCGCCUCCCCGCCGCUUUUACACUCACCACCAGGAGACGUGCUGCAGCCGCCAAGCUCGCACGGUCCCCUUCCACCUGUCCAGGGGGAAAAGCUGUAGCCGAGAGGGCAAGUGCUCCAGCAAGCUGAGCAGAUAGUUGCCCACCAGGUUGCGCUGCAAUAGCAGAGGAUGGGAAGAUUCUUAUCAUGAAAGGGUAGACCGCUGUCAGGAUAAAAGCCUGAGUCUUCCUGUAAAAGUUUCUCUUUUUUCGCCGUCAGUCUGAAACUUGUCUCGCUGUUUCCCCCUGUUCUCUUCACUCCUUCGAUUUGCACACAGGGUUUGACAUUCAUUUAUGUGCCUAGCUUUAAAGGGGUACUCCAAAGAUUUAGUAUUGCAUUUCCAUAAAGUUGUUGGACUAAGAGACUUGAGAU
This is a messenger RNA of Perca flavescens (yellow perch), 4391 nucleotides long. RefSeq names its product tau tubulin kinase 2a (gene ttbk2a). Lineage: Eukaryota; Metazoa; Chordata; Actinopteri; Perciformes; Percidae. The coding region runs from base 359 to 4117 and encodes 1252 amino acids. The transcript is spliced from 16 exons. The record is from RefSeq and is a predicted model, not a curated record. Gene Ontology annotation, molecular function: protein kinase activity; ATP binding. Gene Ontology annotation, biological process: protein phosphorylation.